AUGAGUUCGCGGCCGGGGACGCGUGCGUCUUCCUCGGCGACUUCAACUGGAACCCGCGGGAUUCGAGCUACAUGCUGCUCGAGAGCGGCGGCGACGUCGCCGCAGUGGCAGCCGCAAAACGACACGUUCCGUCAGGAGGUCAUGGGACUCGAGCCUGCCGCGCAGCUGGCGAGCAGGUCCGCGCCGGGCGGCCUGCGGAGCGCCUACAAGGCCUUCCACGGCUCCGAGCCGCGCUUCACGAACUACGCCCGCAACCGCGACAACCCGCCCUUCUGCGAGACCCUGGACUACAUCUCGAGGAGCGCGACGUGGCACUGA
This is a messenger RNA of Prorocentrum cordatum, 318 nucleotides long. The record is from the annotation of a GenBank genome assembly. Lineage: Eukaryota; Dinophyceae; Prorocentrales; Prorocentraceae.